This is a messenger RNA of Meloidogyne enterolobii, 482 nucleotides long. The record is from the annotation of a GenBank genome assembly. Lineage: Eukaryota; Metazoa; Nematoda; Chromadorea; Rhabditida; Meloidogynidae.
UUGCUCAACAGAAUGGAGAGAGGAGAAAAGAGUCGUGUCCGGAUUUCUGAUUGGGGCAGUCCAAAAUUUAGAAAAUUUAAGUUCUUUUUUGCAACUCAAAAGUCAAAUUUGAAGGGAUUAAAUGUGAUAUUGCGGGAUUUGGAUGACUGAAAUUUGAUGAAAACCAUUAUCUCUCACGUCUCAAUCAGGUGUUUUAGAGGUGAUGGAUUCAGAUAAAUCGAAUUUUUUAAAUUCUCUCGGCCGUCCAAAAUUCUGAAAAUUUUCGCCAGAAAAAAGUUGUAUUUUAUAUUCUCACUUUUAUGUUUGCUAUACAUAGUAAUAGAGGGAAAUCAAGGUUGUCGGGUUUUUAUCGAGUUUUGGAAAAUUUCUCGGGUCGGGUGUUUUUGACAGUGAUGCAGGGGUUCGCGAACCGGUCAAGUCCGGUUCCGGAACUGGAACCGAUAAAUGUCCGGAACCGGUUCCAAGACCCUAAUGAUGGAUGA